AUGGUCGAAAAAUACGUUGGUCCAAAGGUUGGCGCAUGGGCUGGGAUACAAGACGAAGAGCGUAAAAAACCGCCACAUGUGGACUUGCUAGAAAAAGCACAUCGGUCCAAGCCUUCGGGGAAAUGGAGCGACAAUGAAAUAUCAGCGCUUACGAAACAACUUGACUGGACCGAGGAACAAAUUAAAGAAUGGCUCAAAGCUAGAAGAAAAUUCGCAUUGCCUACAACUUUAGAGAAAUUCAGUGAAAGUUUUUGGCGUUGUCUCGGCUUCAUAUUCAUUCUUGCGUAUGGUUUAUACGUUCACUGGUCUAAAGAUUGGUUUUGGGACAUCAAACUUGCCUUCAAAGAUUACCCCCAGCCGGUUACAAGGGACAUUUAUUGGUACUUCCUCAUAGCACUGGCGAAUUACUCCGCGUGGAAUAUCUCACAAUUCUGGGAUGUGCCGAGGAAGGACCCGAAACUCUUAAUGCUCCAUCACGUUGCAACGGUGUUCCUGUUGUCUGCAUCAUGGAUCGCAGGUGCACAUAGAAUCGGCCUCUACACAUUAUUAAUUCAUGAUGUCGGGGAUGUAUUGGUGGAGGGAAGCAAGUCGUUAAAAUAUAUCGAUGCGUUAAAGGUUGAUCAACCCUCUCUUUAUUUCGGUUCAUUCCUCUCCACUUCCCUAUGGGUUUUCACACGGAAUUUUAUUCUUCCAUUACGCAUCAUACCAUGUGUUUACUAUCAUGCACCAUGUUCCAUACCUGAAACAUUUCCUCUCUCGUGCUUGCAUGGGCCGUGUGACAUCAGCUCCUUUAGGUUUAAUUUGUGCCACGUCAUUUUGAUUCUACUGGGAGGCAUGAGCACCCUGCAUCUUUAUUGGACCUACAUCAUCUUGAAAAUCAAUUAUACAGCAUUUUUUGCUGGAAAAAUAAUAGAUGACACACUCGCGGUGUCGGAUGAUGACGAAGACGACUCGGCAAAGAAAAUCACCCCUAAAAAAGAGAGCUGGUCCGUCAGAACUAACGGCUAAAUGAAUAACGUCAUUUGAUGCAGAUUUUUAUUCCUUGGAUUGGAACCGGAGGACUGAAAAAAAAAAAAACCAAACAUCAGGCUACUGUAUUAUUUAUAUCAUGGAAUGUUUAUCGUAAGCUUUACUCCCACCCCUCAUGUAACCGCUUUCCUUAGAGGAUUGUUCAUUUUCUUUCCUAUGUUCUGAAAAAAAUGGCGCCUGGGUGCAUUCAUUUUAAAGCGAUGAUGUGAAGGAUCAAACACGAUCUCUAAUUUUGAUGCCUAUAGCAGUGGUGAGGCGUGAAAAAUCGAUUAUCGAUAUUCCCUAAUUUGAAGCUGCGGUAACAAAUCGAUUAUUAAGGUGUUCGUUGCGAACAUCCUGUUUAUCAAUCCAAUUCCAUGAGUUUAAAUGGCCGAUCAGUCCAUAUAUCGCAAAGUACGCCACGCCAUUCACUUAUAGGUUUUAUGAAAGUGUAAGUUGAAGGGUGGCUCUCCAGCAAUUGGAUAGAGUUUAUAGUGGCAUGUAUGAUAAUCAGUAAAUUAAAAAAAAAACCGAAGUAAUAGAAUAGAAUAGAAUGCUGGAGGGUUUUCUUGAUAAUGAGCAUUCGAGAAUAUAUUUAGUUUGAUGCACCAGGCAUGAGGUCUACCGCAGAACCGCAGCCUGACGAACAAAAUCAGUAAACUUUAGAUUUUUCAAUGAAGCUUGUUAAAGCGGGUCACAUAUAGGUAUUCCAAUUUUCCUUUACUUGUAAAAAUGCAAGCUAAGCAUGGACCCAUUCAUUUCUAUUUGUCCCCAGAAAGUGUGCACUAAUUUUUUCAUUUUAGUAACGUUUUUAGUAAAACUGGAAAAAUGUAUAAUGUCCUAUUUAUUUCCUCGUAUGUUGUAUAUAUUUGUAAAGAUAAAUCGUCAAAAAUA
Bemisia tabaci is the source of this 1902-nucleotide messenger RNA. NCBI's taxonomy places the organism in Eukaryota, Metazoa, Arthropoda, Insecta, Hemiptera, Aleyrodidae. The record is from RefSeq and is a predicted model, not a curated record.